ACACAUGUAUGGGUUUAUUGAUGGCUGGGCUGGGGCCCGGCCCGGGUGUUGAACGGUAUCGAGGAUCCCACCCCCGCUGUAUUGCAAACCCCAAACCUACGGAAAUUUCCGAUCGACCAUGGAAGGACUGCGGAAAGCAUACAGCGAUGCCGUCGCGCAGGCGCAGGAAUCCAAGGCAAAACUCACCUCUCUUGCCUCUUCCUUAGAGAAAACUAACAAGCCCCUCGACUCUCUCCCUUCUUCCUCUUCUUCUUCGUAUUCAACGGACCACUCUCGCUUGCUGCUGGCUCGCCCCUCGAGGCAAUUUGUAUCACUUUGGACAUGCUCAAAGAUUUGUGCCAUUUGCUUUGUUGCUGGAGUUUUUGUUGGUUACACUCUGAAACGACGAGUCAGACGCUGGGCAUCGAAACUUCUACGAAGAUUAAAAGAUGAUUAAAUUUUCAGGUAAUGAGUAUAUUGAGAGAUGCUUGAAACAUGUUAGAGAAAUUACAAUUUUGAAGAUUACAAAUUGUAAGUGGUUUCUGGGUAAAGUAGCACGGAUCAUGACUUCAUAGUGUCACAACUUUGAGCUGUUAAAUCAGCGGAUCAUGUAGCUGAGCGUGUUAAGUUUUCAAUGCUAUAUUGUUGUAAAGGUUCACUUAUCCUGUGUAUGCUUGAGCACCAGAUACGCCUCGACUUUGAAUAUUCUUCCAUGCAACUUGAACCUUGCUGUAUGGUGACAGGUGACCAAUUACUGAUAAUGAAGGGGUUUGUUGUGUGAAUGAAGGGUUGCGUUAUUAUUGUUGUUAGUUCACGGAAGAGAGUUCAGAACUCUUUGAAAACCCCAAUUAAGUUGGUUGCGGUAUUCCACCAAACUAUGUAGUUUGUGCCUCUUGUGAAUAUACUCCCUUAUGCUCUAUAAUAUUGUAAAAUAAGAGGCGAAUACCAUUUUGUGGUACACGUUAUCAACUUUAUUCCAUUUGUAAUCAAUGCGAACAAAGGUUGCAUCAGUAUGGGAGUAAUUAGGGCAGUAUGGUAAACUUAAACCCCUACAAGUUUCGCUAUUUUUGAUAUUUGGUGCACUGAGUUAACUUAGAAAAUAUACCUUAUUGAACUAUA
Messenger RNA from Andrographis paniculata, 1098 nucleotides. RefSeq lists its product as uncharacterized. The coding region runs from base 119 to 436 and encodes 105 amino acids. NCBI's taxonomy places the organism in Eukaryota, Viridiplantae, Streptophyta, Magnoliopsida, Lamiales, Acanthaceae. The record is from RefSeq and is a predicted model, not a curated record. The transcript is spliced from 2 exons.